Molecule: messenger RNA, 5000 nt
Organism: Lethenteron reissneri (Far Eastern brook lamprey)
Lineage: Eukaryota; Metazoa; Chordata; Hyperoartia; Petromyzontiformes; Petromyzontidae
Product: ankyrin repeat domain-containing protein 34C-like
Molecular function (GO): protein binding
Source: RefSeq, a predicted model, not a curated record
UCCAUAAGCUCCCAUCCUCAUGAGUGCCGUGUGCGUUCACGUGAGAAGGGACCAGUGGUGACGAGAAGGAGCUGUGCAGAGGGAGGUCUGGACACCACCAACAGCACUCGCAGCAGAAGCUUAAAUCAUCAGCAGCAGUAGGCAGCAGAAGCAGUAGCUUAAAUCGUCAGCAGCAAACAAUUACAUUAAAUUCAUAAACAGCGCAUGACCGGUAGCAGCAAGUCAUCAACGCUCAACAAUAGUGACAUUCGUAUUCAUCAUCAGCAGCAUUAAUCAUCAUCACAAGCAUCAUUAUAAAUAACGACAGCAGCAGUGGAAGCAUUAUUCAUCAGCGGCAACACCAAAAUAGCAGCAGCAGUCGCAAGCGAGCAAACAACAGCGUUAUCGUCUGCAACAGCAACAGCGGCAACAAUUACCCUCUGACUUGAGAGCAGCGAGACUUAGGCAACAUCGUUCCAACCCGCACAGCCUGGCUAUUGCAAGACCAGCAGUUCACACCGACGCAGGUAAGCCACCGACUGGCUGUACGCAUCGGCUCGAGCCAAGAUUAUUGCCACGAGUAAGAGAUGCCAGGGGCAGGAAUGUCUACCAACCAGAACCAUCACCAUCAUCAGCAGCAGUAGUGUUAUUGAACAGCCGGUCACCGUCACCAUCGUUAUCAGUAACAGCGGCAGCAGAAUUUAAGCGUCGUAUCACCACCGCCGCCGCCGUCAUCAUCAGCAAAAUUGCACAGCAAGUAACCAUCAUCAGCCGGCACCAGCAUAUCACAACGGCAGCACUGUGAGCACAGCACCGGCAGUUGCACAGGAGGCACAAGAACCAGUAAGGGAACGACGCGAGCAAGGGCAAGGCACAAUCGUCGUCCAUCAUCAUCAGCAGCAGCAGCAAGGGCUCUCAGCUGGCGUGCAGAUUUCCAGGCGGUGGAUCUUCGACAGGGGAGAUGGCAGUGGUGACACCACCGCGCGCGCAUACCCAUAUAGCAACAGCAUAAUACACACACUCAGUGGGGUGACACAUACUCAGUAGAGUGACACACACCCGUAGUAUGCACGUAGGCGCUCAUAAAAUAAAUCAGCGCACGCGUGGAACUGCUUACAUACAUGCAGAUGGUUUGACGUGCACGCAAACAAACAACGACUUUACAGAGCCAGAUAUUUGGGGCGAGUGCUCAUAGUGUGGUCAGCCUCACGCCCGGCCGCCUUUGUCUCCCUGCAAUGCCGAUCCUUGCUGAUGAGCAGUCACAGAAUGACGCGACCUGAACGAUCUAUCUGGAGGCUCUAGUCCAAUGUUACUCACACACAUGUGCAACACACACGCACACGAACUUAAACAUUCCUAGAGGCGAACGCGCAUCUACUCUGAUUGAUAUUCACCAUUUAAGCUGAUUCUCAUCCACUAUCAAAGACACGCAAAAAAAGACAAAGAUCCCCCGUAUAGCCUUGACAGACUGUUGGGGCAAGUGCUGUUAGCGAAUAGCACCUAUGAAGGCAGAAGCGGCAUACGAGGGGGGGUGGGUGGCCAGCACCGCGCCCGGCCGCCUUUGUCUCCCCGGUGGUGAUGUUUACACACCGCAACAGGUACUCAUUUGAGGCUGAGUCGACGUAGCAGAGGCCCCAUGACCGGUUCAGAUAAUCGUCACCGGCGUUGACCGUGAGCGGGAUUCGAACCCCGGUCGCCAGGUUCGUAGAGCAGCGCGCUAACCGCUGCACCACCGCUCCCCCCACACACACGUUCGCACACACGUUCAUACAUAAAUCAGUAGAUACACACACACGUACACACACAAAUGAACACACAUGCACGCACAUGAAUACGCACGCAUGUGCACACUGCCCACUACAAAACCACAUCAACGCCAUCAACACCGACGACGUCGACGAUGAUGAUGAUGAUGGAGAAAGAGGCGCCGUCGGCUGUAGCGAGGAUGGCAUCCGCCACACCAUCUGUGACGUGUGACGGCGACUGCGGUGGCGGCGGUGGCGGCGACGAAGAUGAAGCGGCCGCGGCGGCGGCGUCGUGGCCUGGGGCCGCGUCCCCGGACAGCGCGCGUACCGGCGGCAACCCCCUGCUGCGGGCCGUGCAGCUGGGCCGCCUGCGCCUCACGCGCCUGCUGCUCGACGGCGGCGCCUACGUCAACGAGAGCAACGACCGCGGCGAGACGCCGCUCAUGGUGGCCUGCCUGACGCGGCACGCCGACGCGCAGAGCGCCAGCAAGGCCCGCAUGGUGCGCUACCUGCUGGAGAAGAAGGCCGACCCCAACAUUCAGGACAAGUGCGGCCGCACGGCGCUCAUGCACGCAUGCUGCGCCCGCGCCGGCGCCGAGGUGGCGUCCGCGCUGCUGGAGGGCGGCGCCGACCCCAGCGUGGAGGACCGCUCGGGCCGCUCGGCCCUCGUCUACGCCAUCCACGCCGACGAGCCCAGCACGCUCAAGGUGCUGCUGGACGCGUGCAAGGCGAAGGGCAAAGAGGUCAUCAUCAUCAACGUGACGGAGAGGCUCUCGCUGCCCGGCGACAAGUCGGCGCCGCGCUACCUAAGCCUGCCGGGGCUGCCCGACGCGUCGUACGACGAGCGACCCGCCUGCGCCUCCCCCUCCGACGUCGAGCUCAGCACCAGCCCUUCGGCCGCCCGCUCGCCAGCACCCGGCGAGACGGAGCCGCGACAGCCGCUCCGCUCGGAGGAGGCCGCGGCGGAGGCCGUGGCUACGGCGAAUGCGGUCGCGCCGCCGCCGCCGUCGUCGCGCGACGCCGACCCCUUCUUCAGCUUUGCUCGCGGCGCGGCGUCCAACUCCGUCGGUUCCGGCGCCGGAGCCACCGGUACCGCCGGUUCCGGCCUCGCCCAAGAGACGCCGUCUCCGAGCCGGCGCCGAGCGGCGCCGCCGUGCAGGCGAGGAGGCGGAGGCGGGAGCGCCGGGCGCCUGUCCCAGCUCAAGCGCCUGCAGUCCGAGCCUUGGGGCCUCGUGGCACCGUCGGCGCUCGUGAAAGCUGAGGACGGCGGCGACGGCGGAGGAGGGGACCAGCGGUCGCUCGACGGGCGGACGGGCGACGGGGCGAGGGCCGCCGGCGCUCACGCCGGCAACAGCCACUCGCCCGUAACGGCACGGCCCAAGCGCCCACUGUCACGGCAGCAGAGCGUUGACGCGAUGGUGUUGUCGUCGCCGUGCGAGAAGGCCGGCGGCGUCACGCUUCUGCAUCCUCAGCCACCGCCGUUGCACCAUCACCACCAGCAGCAGCUGCAGCAGCACCAGCAGCUGGGGAGGAGGAACACAACGCCGGUCGAUUGGGACGAAAGCCACGCUGGCGCUGGAGGUGCACACCGGCCUCAGCACGAGAGGGCCUCUCCCUGCGCUCUGCCGCCCCACGGCACGCUCGGAGCCUCGCUGCGGGACCUGGUGCACCGGCGGCACCUCGGGGUGGCGGACCACCAGGAGCACGACGCCGAGACGCAGGCCCCGCCGGGGCCGGACUCGGCGCGCUGCCUGCUCGAGCGGCGCAAGCAUAACACGUCGCCGCUCACGCUGCUCACCGGCUCGCGCGAGUCGCUGCACGCCGACAGCACCUCGCCGCUGCUACUCCGCAGGCACCAGCACCCGCCGCUGGAGCGCCGCGGCUCGGGCACGCUGCUGCUCGACCGCAUCUCCCAGACCCGGCCCGGCUUCCUGCCACCCCUCAACGUCAACCCCCACCCGCCCAUCCCGGACAUCGGCGGCAGCAGCGGCAACAUCCACGGCGGCAACGGCGCGGCGGGUUUCGCCGGGCCGAGCCGGGCGUCGGCGGGGAGAGCGUCGUCGCUGGCGCCCGGGAUGGCCGCGCACGCCUUGCUGUGCCUCCCCGCUCGGCCCGUGGGCCUCUCGCUGGCCUCGUCCGCGUCGGCGUCCUCCCUGGCGUCGGCGUCGUCGUCUUCGGCGUCGCACUGCUCCCCGCGGCGCGGCGACGCCGGGGGCGGCGCGGCGCCGGCGGCCGAGGGGGGCGGUGCCGUUUUGGGGUCGCGUCAACCCAAGCGGCCCCUCGUGCGGCGCCACUCGAUGCAGGUGGAGCAGAUGAAGCAGCUCGGUGGCUUUGAGGGAUUCUGCGCCAAGUGAGCGGGCCGGGGUGUCGCUCGGUUAACCGCGAGACGCCACCGGUUAACCGAAAGGCGCCACCGGUUAAUAUGGAAGUCGCUGCGUUAACCACGGUUCGCUUGGUUGACGAUGAUGGCUUUAAACGGAACUCACCGAGCAGCUAGAUUUGUUUUUGUAUAACUAUGAUUUGCUCAAUUAAUCGCACUGCAUCGGAUUAACUGGAAUUUACUCUUGACGGCACUUUAUAUGGAUCGAUGACCUGGCAUUCAUGGGGAAUUGCUCAAUCAACCAUGACUUGCCAAUUUGACGGAGCUCUACCCGAUGCUGCAUUAAGUUAAAUAGUCUUGACUGUGCUUCACUUGAUCAACCACAAUUCACUCAAUUUUUGCUGUAAUUUUUAUUUUUAGUUAAACAUCGCUCACCUGACAGCGACUCACGCCCAAGCUCUCCGCGCUUGGCUCGUUAACCUGCGAUUCACUCGGUUAUAACGGGCACCUCCCUCGAUUAUCCGCGAAUCACUCGCUCGGCUCAACCCGCGGGGUAUCAUUGUAGGUCCUGAGCGAUCACUGCUGCUGCUGCUGCUGCUGGCGCUGUCUUGGGGAUAUGGCGCCCCGAUGCUGUGAGUUUAAUCCCAAGCCAUGGGGCCCACUCCGUCCCCAUCAUCAUCAUCAUCCAGCAUCGUGAACAAUUUUAAGGGUCUUAAAAUGAGCUGACCACUUUGUGGGAAGUGAACGGUGGUUGUCCCACGGCCAGCAACAGACAGUACCGUUUUAAAGUGUUAAAGAUGAGAGUCUAACACAUUUAUUGAGUUGAACAAGGUUAUUAGAAGAAUUUGGGAUCAAAAAGAGAGACGGUGGGUGGGUGAUUCCAAAGUGCAGCGGUGCAAGGGAAGGAGCAGAAAAAGAAGUGAGGUGACCUGCAGUGUGGUGAGUGAGUGAGUGGG